GGCUAUGGAGUUGGCAGCGCGACACGCACAACUCUCAAAGAACGCCUCUUGGGACCGACUACCGGCAAACCAUUUGCUUAUGGGGCAGCAGCGGUAGCGGGGGCAUCUUUGCUUGGCAUUGGCGCAUUAUGCUACUAUGGAUUGGGGCUGUCGAAACAGGGUCAGAGCAUCAUGGUACAGUCAGGAACAUGGCCAAAAUAUGUGCGUGAUCGCAUCAAAUCAACUUAUGGAUAUCUGUUCGGCUCUCUUGGUAUAACGGCAGCUUCUGCGGUGGCAGCAGCGAGGUCGUUCCAGAUUUCGCGUUUGAUCAUGGGAUCGCCGUUCAUUUCGAUGGCUGUGGUAAUGGCGAGCAGUAUAGCAGUGACGUUGAUCGACUAUGACAGUACGCUGCUGAAGCACGCAGCCUGGGCGCUCCAUGCUGCCAUGAUGGGCGCUUUCAUCGGGCCAAUCUGUCUUAUGGCAGGGCCAUUGGCUAUCCGAGCCGCGUGGUAUACGGCAGCCAUCACUGCUGGUUUAUCAACAAUCGCCUUCACAGCGCCGUCUGAGAAAUUUUUGAUGAUGGGUGGUGCUCUGGCAAUGGGACUUGGUGUUGUAUUUGCAUCCAGCAUUGGCACAUUCUUCCUUCCACCCACUUCUGCUCUCGGUGCAGGUAUCACUUCCCACAUUUCGUUUUUAGACGCGCUUGUCUUUUUUUUAUUCGGAAAACUUCGUAUUUAUCCUUCGAAUUUGCAUUUUAAAUUGUAG
This is a messenger RNA of Gongylonema pulchrum, 744 nucleotides long. The record is from the annotation of a GenBank genome assembly. Lineage: Eukaryota; Metazoa; Nematoda; Chromadorea; Rhabditida; Gongylonematidae.